Athalia rosae (coleseed sawfly) is the source of this 2121-nucleotide messenger RNA. RefSeq lists its product as uncharacterized. The record is from RefSeq and is a predicted model, not a curated record. Gene Ontology annotation, molecular function: alcohol dehydrogenase (NADP+) activity. The transcript has 3 exons. Lineage: Eukaryota; Metazoa; Arthropoda; Insecta; Hymenoptera; Athaliidae. Bases 425 to 1561 code for a protein of 378 amino acids. Gene Ontology annotation, biological process: alcohol metabolic process.
CGAAAAGCUAAGAGAGAAAAAAACGUUAGAAUUAUACCUCGGAGAUUCUUCGAAUAAUUCGUCGUUCAAACGAAUAGAAUACAAUAAUUCUUCCAAUGUCCUUCUUUCGUUAGAUUUUUUUCCUACUGGUUGAAAAAUUUCUUUGUCUUUCUUCGAUUGACGGGCUGUUUUUGUUAUAUUUAUUUUUUCUCUUGGUCUCGUUUUUCGGUUUUAAAAGAAAAUUGAAUCGAGAUAAUUUUGUUUUGUUCUCGUCGAGGUUUUCGAUCGACGUCGAAUCCGGUGUCUCUAAUGAUAUAAAAAAAAAAAAAAAAACAUAUAUUUGAACAGACAGAAAAAAAAAAUACAAUCCUCGCAUUUCGUUAAACAACGUAAUCAUACACGCCGCGCCACCAUUACUGGCAGGGAACCGACGAAAUCUGGUACGAUGAAUAAAUUAUGUCGUCAAGUGUCCAUCGAGAGUCCAGGACUUGCUGGUCGUGAUUGCGUCUUCAGUUUCGAUGUACCCGUACCGGAUGUACCUGCAAAUGGUGCUAGAAUUAGAGUAGUUUGUGCCGGUGCUUGUUAUCGUCCUCGUCGUUCACCGAGCACAUCAAGCUUGACAUCGCUAUCGAGUUCAAGCAGUCUUUUAUCCCAUGAUAUUUCACAAGAAGGCGACUUACCGACCACCUUACCUCACUACGGUGUAAGAGAUGCGGCGCUCUUCCCGGGUUACGAAGUUGCAGGAACCAUAGAAUCACUUGGCUCCGAUAUAACUGAAGACUGCGGAUACGCAGUGGGUGACAGAGUUAUUUUGUAUCCCUAUGACGGAGUGCCCAACGGAUACGCGGAGUACAUGGUAGUCCAUGAUUUGAAAUACCUCAUCAAAAUACCAGACACAAUGGAGCUCAGCGUCGCCGCUAUGCUGCCAACCGGAGCCUUGCUUGCAAUGAACACAGUUUUUGCUACCCAUGAACACGUACAAGCACUCCUUAAAGAACGAGGUGAUAACAGCGUAUGCAAAAUUCUCAUCGUUGGUACGGGAGGACUUGCUCUCUGGGCAAUGAGGAUCGCAGCAUACCACUUUAGCAAUAUGAAAAAUAGAGUCACGAUUACCAUCGCAUCAUUAAAAGACGACGGUCUCCUGAUGGCCAAAGAAUUCAAGAGUGUUAAUGUUGUACAAUGGAACGAGGACCUUUAUGAGAAGCAGUUGAUUGAGCGCACGAUGGAUGCAUGUCAGGGUCUCGUAGACGUUGUAAUAGACUUCGGCACAACAUCGAGGAGUCUACAUCGAAGCCUCCAGUGUCUUGGAAGAGGCGGUGUGGUGUUUGUUAUUAGGGAAGUUGCAGAUCGUCUUUUGCCCAAAUUCAGCAGACGUGCCGAAGAACGACAGCAAAGUAUCAAGCCAGUAGAUCCUGGUUCAUUGGAGCAGCUCCAAGAGCUUGUGCAGCUGGUUUCAUCCGGAGAAAUCGAACCACCACCUCACACAGUUUACCCAGCAGAAGAGGCUCUCGAUGUUGUCCACAAGCUCUGUCAUUCAGAAAUACAGGGCAGAGCAAUCCUUCGUUUCUAUCCAACGGAUUGAAACCCCGGUCAAUGAAUCUUCUCGCUUCAUGAUUAUAAUCUGCAAAGUUCACAUCACAUGAUUCAAAAUUUAACCGUUCCUACAAUUACAUAAUAUUUAGUGCCUAAUUUUCCUUCACAAGGACACACAUUUUGAUCAAUUUAUCUCUUAUUCUUUUUUUUCCACAAGUCUUUUCAUUUCUUGACGAAACUUCAACCGGAGAAAGAAGUCCUCGUGCAUUUAUAUAUUUUAAUAAUAUUCACGUACACAUUUUACAUCCGUUUUUAUGUCGUUGUUAAUGCUAAUUGCAGUUAAGUUACGGUAUACUUAUACCUGUGUAUCAAGUCAUAGUUGAUUUCUUUGACCUCGAAAGACUGUCUGAUUAUUAUAAGUUUAACUUUUUUUUCAUUUUUUGUUACCAUGCAUCACAUGAAUAAUGUAAAAAACCUUACAGCGUUUUAUAGUGCAUAAGGAAAUCUAUUAGUAUUUACCGUCUGUGUUAUAAUUGUUAAAUUUUAAGUAUAUAUGUAUAUUAUCUACUAAGUAUAUAAUAUAUUUAAUAGUAAAUAUCUUUUCUAUCA